AUGACCCAGGUGCUCACGGGACACGGCGUGUUCGGCGAGUACCUGAGGAGAAUCAGACGAGAGACGACAGACAUCUGCCGCCACUGCGGAGAGGGCAGGGACACAGCGCAGCACACCCUGGAGCUCUAUCCGGCGUGGGAGCUGCCCCGCUACACUCUGCGGCACGCCAUAGGAGAAACAUUGACCCCCUCAGUGAUUGUAGAAGCGAUGUUGAGAGGGUCACAGGAAUACGAGGUCGUCCGCCUCUUCUGCGAGCGAGUUGUGCUCGCGAAGGAGCGAGCGGAAAGGGAGAGAAAGAAAAACUCUCACCCUUGUAGGAUAAGACUAUGGAGAAGGAUGGCAGUCAGACAACCUAGAGCCACUCCACCGCCACUCCACGGACCACGACGGGAAGGAGCGACAGCGCUAGGGGCAAUGAUCCCGCCGCCAAUUCAAUAG
Bombus impatiens (common eastern bumble bee) is the source of this 438-nucleotide messenger RNA. RefSeq lists its product as uncharacterized. The transcript has a single exon. The coding region runs from base 1 to 438 and encodes 145 amino acids. The record is from RefSeq and is a predicted model, not a curated record. Lineage: Eukaryota; Metazoa; Arthropoda; Insecta; Hymenoptera; Apidae.